Molecule: messenger RNA, 2325 nt
Organism: Drosophila navojoa
Lineage: Eukaryota; Metazoa; Arthropoda; Insecta; Diptera; Drosophilidae
Molecular function (GO): nucleic acid binding; zinc ion binding
Source: RefSeq, a predicted model, not a curated record
AUGUUAAAAAUUUACCAGCAUCUGCCAUGGUUGAAUGUUCGAGAGAUAAAGAACAAGCAGGAGAAACACAAUAAAUAUAGAAAAUCUGAUGAAAAUGAAAGGAUUACUGGAAAAUCUGUUUUUUCACAUCAAAUUAAUAAGCAGUUAGUUCAACAGAGUUCAGUAAAGUGUGAAAGUAAUAGAUCAAAAUACUUUGAAACUAUUAAGGAACCGACAUGCGUAUCCGAAAACAAAGUAAACCAUACUGCUGUUAAUGCAACCAACGUUGAAACAAUUUCAGAAAAAUUGAGUCUGCCGCCUGAUAUUGGGGGAAAUCCGACAUCAUCAACAAGAAAAUCAAACAUUUCAUGUGUUCCUAUAUCAAAAUUAAUAGAAAAUUCUGAGGCUGACAACUCGUUUCCUACAUCUAUAGUACCAAUCAGAAUUUCAAAUCGCAAUAAAAGCAAAAAUAAUGAUGAGUUAGACAUAACUCCCCAACACCUUGGGACAAGAAAAGUAAAAUCUCAAAACAGCUCAACAUGUGUACCGAUAAAAAAUUGUGAUUCUAUUUCUCAUUCGAACUCAACUAUAACUGAAAUCUUUGGACUUCUGGGAGUAGAGUACGUUAUUAAAAUAAUGAAAAAUCUUAAUGAUGGAACUGCUAACUAUUAUUGUACUUUAUGUAAUAUAACGACUGAUGAGAAAACAAUGAAUAAUCAUAUACAGAGCUAUACUCAUCGUUUAACAUAUUGUGAAAAACAUUUUCCGACAGCCUUACGGCAGUAUCGGCAAUACAUUUCACAUAUACCUGAACACCACAUUUUUAAAAUACUGCCUUCAAUAUUAGAAAAAUUGGCAAAGGCUAUUGAGAAAUAUCAUGGACGUGAGACAAUUUAUCCUUGUUAUGAAUACUCGUUUUCCAAAAAUAAACAACAUAUUAUUUCAACAGUCCUUAAUCGAAAACAUGCCUCUGAAAUGCUAGGACCAGCGUUUACGCAUGUGGUAGACCUGAAAGAAGUCGAAUUGUUGAUUGAAAAUUCCAGCAAUUAUAAAUAUCCUGCUGAAAAGACUACUACCAUUAAUAACGACGACCUACUUAAUACUUUUAAUCCCUAUAAUCAUAAAAUUAUAAAUCAAAAUGUCGAAGCUAAUUAUGCCCACCAGCCUUUUAAUGAAAAUUAUAGAGUAGAGACUAUCGAUGAUGAAACUCAUAAACGAAUGGUUGAUAUGUUUUUAAGAGAGACUAGACAGAAUCAACGUUCUUGUAGCAAACAAUCGUCUGGAACUUUUAAACGUAGUCGAUCAAGAUCUAACUCAUAUGAUCGAAAGCGAAUACGUUCAAAUCGUUUUAUUAUAUCGCAAUGGAAUGUAGAACGUAAAUCUUUGUCCCCAUUAAGAGAUGAUGAUGUUUGGCAAGCUUAUAGACAUUUAGUUGACCAAAAUGUUCGUGAUUUAAAUACGAAAUAUGAUUUAUAUAUAUCAGAUCCCGAAGAGCACCCUAUGUAUAGGGAAGAGUGGCAAAAUUUCUGGAAGCGGCGUAAAGAUGAACUUAUAGCCACUGGCAUAAAUCAUAGAUCGUAUAAUUAUCAAAAUGAAUGGAUACCAUUUUUUAACUCUCGCUUGGAGGAACUGUAUAAUCGGGAUAUCGAAAAUAUCAAAACAAAAUGCCGCGAAAGGUUAUGUUUGCCAAUGACUAACGACGACUUAUUAAACUCUAAAUACCACGUUCAGACUCCCGAAAAUCCAUUGAAAUGUGAUGAAUCCAUAAAAAGCGAUGAUGUUACAAUAUAUAAUAAAAGCAAGAGCAAUGUAAAUAUUAUUCACGUACUUCGCCUUCUAACUGCACUAGAGGGACAUUUGGGAAGUUUGGGACCUAGCAUCACAGAAUUAUUAGCUAAAGCACUGCAAAUUUGUAAAUUAAAUCCAGCAAAGGCAAAUACAUUACUACUUACAAGUGAAAACUGUGCUAUCCUAGAAACAGCAAAAGAAAAAUUUACGGGUCUUCUACUUUCAAAAAUAUUAGAUCCAACUCAAGAACGCGCUUUAAGAAAGGCCAUUAAUGCUACCGAAGAAUUACUAAAGCAUUCAACAACACUACAGCUAGAACUGGAAGCCAACAAAACAGAGCACAAUAUGAAUUUACUUGAAAAUAAGCCACCUAGCAGGUUAACUGCUAAUGUGUUAUAUACAAACCAGGAUCGACUAGACACAACUGAGCUCGCUUCUAAACUCGCUACUUCUUUAAUCUCUCAAGGAAAAACAAGUAUAAAUCAAGAACAGCUUAAACAAAUGGUUCAAUUCUAUUCUAUUAUGGAGAAAAGAAAACAAGAAUGUUUCUAUAAAUAA